GAGCCCAAACGCAGCCGUGAGCUCCGCGAGCCGACGUAGUUCGUGAAUAAAAACUGGAAACGCUUGCCCCGGCUUCCGCAUCGCGCCACGUGGGACCAAAACUGUUCAUUUACCUCUUUUCUGAUUUUCGAGGCCCAGAGGAACGAAGAGACUGAAGUCUUGCUAAAAAACCUGGACCUACUGCACAUAACCUCGUCAUGCGGUGACAGAUAUGAAGAGGAUGACUUCUUAGGCAAGAAUACUCCUGCCACUGUCCGGGACGUGCUGUACAGUCUCUUCAGUGCCUAUGACAAGAAGGAAGCACAGAAGACGUUAAAAAAUGUCUGGCCAGUACAGCUUGGAGAGUCCGACAAAGGAUUUCGUGAAGCGAUUCUUUCCUGGAUCUCAACACUGAAAGAGAACCAUGCUGGUGCUUUCUUCCUUCAAGAAUUGAACUCGCGUGUCCUGCUGCAGACAGGAACACCACGGCGCUCAAUGUUCCUGACUGAGCUGUCCACGUUAGUGCUAGAAAACACACUAAAGGAUGAGGUAGACCUGACUGGGGAUGCUGUGCCUCUUUGCACAUUCAACUUUUCCACACGGAAAAAUGCCUGCACAUCUAUUGCUUUGCAAGCAGAGCAAAGAUCAAUUGAAGAAGAAUGUGUGGAGAUUGAAGGCUUGUUAGAAAAGUUGGCAUCAUUUUCAAAUACACAGCUGCAAAAGUCGAGUCUUCUAUUAGAAAAUGAAACGCCUGAUGAUGGGCCUACUAAAGAGCUGGAGAUGAUCGAUGAUGAACAAACCAUGUGGGAUGAAGUGGUUACGACUAGAAUGCAGCAAGUUGGAGAAUGGCUUGCACAGCGGGAUGGGGUCAUUGCAAUUGAUCUGAUUAGUGAAUUGGAGAAGUGCCUUGAGCUUAGCAAGCAGUUCCUUGAAGGAUACGACCAGAAAGCACAUGGAGAUUGGCACGACAGUGAAGAACAGGCAAGUAAGCAUGUGGAUUCUAUCAUGAAGUCCCUGGAACGAAUUCAUGCACAGAGAGAAACACUGGAGGAGAUUCAUGCAGACAUCAACAAAUGCUGCUGGGAUGAGGCCUGCAAGAGCAUUGAUUCGGGAACAGCUAACAAGCCUUUGGAGGUACAGACUGGUUUCACCGGGGCACCAGUCAGUGUGGAAAACUUGACUGGCCAGCCUGCAGAUACCUUGAUGUGCAGCAACACUCUUCAGGAAGAGAUAUCAGAUCUGUGCAAGCUAUUCGAGAAGAUGUGUAUACAGAGUAGUUAGUAGCCAGCACAAAGGAAAGAAUACAGAUACA
Messenger RNA from Rhipicephalus sanguineus (brown dog tick), 1291 nucleotides. RefSeq lists its product as uncharacterized. The transcript is spliced from 14 exons. NCBI's taxonomy places the organism in Eukaryota, Metazoa, Arthropoda, Arachnida, Ixodida, Ixodidae. The record is from RefSeq and is a predicted model, not a curated record. The coding region runs from base 475 to 1260 and encodes 261 amino acids.